Messenger RNA from Thunnus maccoyii (southern bluefin tuna), 4609 nucleotides. It is a transcript of the gene gtpbp2b, whose product is annotated as GTP binding protein 2b. Gene Ontology annotation, molecular function: GTPase activity; translation elongation factor activity; GTP binding. The record is from RefSeq and is a predicted model, not a curated record. The transcript is spliced from 12 exons. NCBI's taxonomy places the organism in Eukaryota, Metazoa, Chordata, Actinopteri, Scombriformes, Scombridae. Gene Ontology annotation, biological process: translational elongation. The coding region runs from base 174 to 2018 and encodes 614 amino acids.
GUUGACAGCGUGGAUGAUGCUGAGGAGAGAGAGCAUCCUCCUCCGCGGCAGGUCUCCUCUCCGGCAGGCCGUGUGUUCUGGUAGAUGUGAUGUCAGAAAGAUAAUUAAUAUUAUUACGUUAUUUUAUUAACGUUAGCUCAGUUUGCUGCCGGUGAUCUCCCGCUUCAGGCUCCAUGGUGGAUUUAUCAGAAAGUGCUGCAGUGUCGCCCGGACACAGCAGACACGGACAGCAGGGCUCCGGCUCCGGUAACAACGGGAGGAAAACGUCGAAAAAGUCGCGAACGAGAAGAGGGAAACGAGGCAGGAGGAGACGGAAUAAAAAGAACAACAGGAACAAUAAAACGCCGCCACCGUAUUUACCACCGGAGGCUGAAGAAGGAAACAUUGAAUAUAAGCUGAAGCUGGUCAACCCCACUCAGUAUCGCUUCGAGCAUCUGGCCACGCAGCUGAAGUGGCGCCUGCAGGAGGGUCGCGGCGAGGCCGUCUACCAGAUCGGAGUGGAAGACAACGGCCUGCUGGUCGGCCUGACCGAGGCCGACAUGAAGGCCUCGCUCAGGACCUUAAAGAGGAUGGCAGAGAAGGUCGGAGCUGACAUCACUCUCCUCAGAGAGAGGGAGGUCGACUACGACUCCGACAGAAACACCAGAAAAAUCGCAGAGGUCCUCGUUCGAAAGGUUCCAGAUGACCAGCAGUUCCUGGACCUGCGCGUGGCGGUGCUGGGGAACGUGGACUCGGGGAAGUCGACCCUGCUGGGCGUCCUGACGCAGGGCGAGCUGGACAACGGCCGAGGACGAGCGCGCCUCAACCUCUUCAGACAUCUGCACGAGAUCCAGACGGGACGAACCUCCAGCAUCAGCUUCGAGAUCCUCGGCUUCAACAGCAAAGGAGAGGUGGUGAACUACAGCGAGUCUCGGACAGCGGAGGAGAUCUGUGAGAGCUCCUCCAAGAUGAUCACCUUCAUCGACCUGGCCGGACACCACAAGUACCUGAAGACGACCAUCUUCGGCCUCACCAGCUACUGCCCCGACUUCGCCAUGCUGGUGGUGAGCGCCAACACGGGCAUCGCCGGUACGACCCGGGAGCACCUGGGUCUGGCCAUGGCGCUGAAAGUUCCCAUCUUCAUCGUGGUCAGUAAAGUGGACCUGUGUUCUCGCGGCACCGUGGAGCGAACCGUCCGACAGCUGGAGCGAGUCCUGAAGCAGCCGGGAUGCAACAAGGUUCCCAUGGUGGUGUCGAGUCCCGACGACGCCGUGACGGCCGCGCAGCAGUUCACACAGUCUGCAUGCAUCACGCCCAUCUUCACCCUGUCCAGUGUGUCUGGAGAGAGUUUGGACCUCCUGAAGGUUUUCCUCAACAUCCUUCCUCCACUGAGCAACAGCAAAGAGCAGGAAGAGCUGAUGCAGCAGCUCACUGAGUUCCAGGUGGAUGAGAUCUACUCGGUUCCUGAUGUUGGGACUGUGGUGGGAGGAACUCUGUACAGCGGAGUGUGUCGGGAGGGCGAGCGGCUGGUGGUCGGUCCGACAGACGAGGGUCGUUUCCUGCGUCUGAAGGUUGGAAGCAUCCAGAGGAACCGCUCGGCCUGCAGGGUGCUGAGAGCCGGACAGGCCGCCACGCUGGCUCUGGGGAGCUUUGACCGCUCGCUGCUACGCAAGGGGAUGGUGAUGGUGAGUCCUAAGAUGAAUCCAACCAUCUGCUGUGAGUUCGAAGCCGCCAUCGUCCUUCUCUUCCACGCCAAGACCUUCCGCCGGGGGUCACAGGUCACCGUUCACGUCGGCAACGUCCGGCAGACGGCAACCGUGGAGUGCCUUCACGGGAAGGACGAGCUGCGAACGGGCGAGAGAGCCGUCGUUCGCUUCCGCUUCAUCAAACAUCCCGAGUACCUGCGACUGGGCGCCAAGCUGCUCUUCAGGGAAGGCGUCACCAAGGGCAUCGGCCACGUCACCCGCCUCCUGCCCACCUCCCAGAACCACGACCAGAACCAGAACCAGAACCACGACCAGAACCUGCAGGAGCACUGAAGACCUCCUUCGUCCUCCGGCGACAGAUGAAGGAGCUCCCGUGAGAACUCGGGACCAGUCGGACGUCACAUCGAUGCAUCUCUGAUUAACGGGUUAACUCUCCCGCCACAUGUCGGCGCAUUAAUCCUCCCCGUCUCGGAUCUAUAGUUCUGUUCUGCUCCUGCUGUGAUGUCACAGUCUAAACUCUUCUGGAAACGAGUCCAUCAUCAUCAUCUCAUCUUCUUCUUCUUCCUCCUCCUCCCUGCAGCUCAAUCUGCUGCUCGGCUGCUCGCCCGCCGGGCCGUUCGUUUGUGUCCUGGAGUUAAAGCCGGCUGACCUCUGCGGACUUAAGCCCGGACGCUUAAUCUGAUGUUGUGCCACAGAUUGAUUUAAGAGGCUCCUUUUUAUCUGCGCUGCUGUCAUGAGAAGAUGGCAGGAUUAUAUCUGAGGAACGCUUUUGAAGAGCUUACGUGUCGACUGCUGAUGAGAUGAGAUGUGAGCUGAAGAUUCAUCUCCCGACACGUCCACAUGCUCAGACUGGACGUGAAACUGAAUGUGAGGAUGUUCUUUUGAAGUGGACAGAACAUUUACGAUGGUUUUGCAUGUUUCAGCUCGUCGACUUCACAUCAUAAAGAUUCUCUGCUGAGUAUUUUCCCUCCAGUUUGGUGUCAGGGAUCUUUUUUUUUUUUUAUUUGUGUGCACAAACAAGUCAUUUUUGCUCUCGAAUCAGCUCCAAGUUGUAGUUUUUUUAAAGAAAUAAAGUGUUUUUCAUACAGCAGUGAAAGCUAACGCUGCAACUAUUAUUAUUUAUAAUUUCCCAGAAUUCAAACUGAUGCCUUUAAAUGUGUUGUUUUGUCCAACAAUCCAAAUAUAUUUAGUUUACAAUGAUACAGAACAGAGAAAACAUUAUAGAAGUCAGAUUUGACCUCUUAAACACACAAUGAUGUGUUAAACAUGUUUUAUAGGAUAACAGCUUGAGUAACAUUAUGUUAAUUCCUUAACUAUUAACUCAAAAUAUUAACUUUAGCGCAUGAAUUACUGAUCUGUGGAUACAGUCAUGGAGGUGAAGUCAACUUCAGUCUUUAACUUCGGUGAAGUUUGAGGUGAAUUAGCGUCGCUGAACAAACCGUCUCAACACUGAAGAGACAAAGAGUCCAAACUAGAGAACGUUAUGAUGUUCAUGACUGCAACUAACGAUUGUUUUCAUGAUCAAUUAAUCAAUUAGGUGUUUGGUCCAUAAAACUGCAUCUCUGCAGCUAAUUUGAAGACAACUAGUUGUAACGAGCUGCUACAGUCACUGAUUCUGACGGGCUGAUAUAUUUAUGAUUAUCAACAAAUGAUCAUUUUCAUUGUUAAUUAAUCUGCAGUUUUAUUCUCUCAGUUAAUCUUGUUAAUGUCAGAAAACAGUGUAAAUGCUCGUUAUAAUUUCUUAUAACGAGCCUCGUUUUGUCUGAUCAACUGUUCAAUACAGAAACAUCAAAUCAAGCAGCAAAUAUUUGAUAUUUCUGCUUUUAAAUAAAAUGACUGAAAUGAUUAUUGGAUUAUUAGAGUAGUUGCAGAUUCAUUUAUUAAAGCUUCAACUAACGAUACAAAUUCAUGUCUUGAAGCAAACUCUGUUCAUUUGGAUGAAUUUUAAAAUUUCAGGUCACUUAUUGGAGAUCAUAUAUGACUCAUUUAUUAACUGGAGAGCAUAAAUUACUUAUCUGUGUGUUCAAGUUUUUAAAAGAAAAGUAUUCUUGACACCUGCAAACAUUCCACAAGAGUUUAGACUGAUGAGGUUUUUUUAGGAUUCGGUGGAAACGUGAAAUGAUUUUUAUCCUGCAGCUCAUCGUCUUCUUCUCUGUUCUUUUGCACUUUAUCCAGUUUGAAUCCUGUUAAAUCAAUCACACGUCGACUUCUUCACCCUCUUUGUUUUGCAGUUUGCUUUAUUUUCUUUCUGGCAGCGACUUCGACAGAUGAUAUGAACCACAUUCUGGAGGUUGAUGGAUUCUCUGAACUGGUUUCUAUUGGUGGAAUACUGGAGGAAGAUAAAAGUUUCAUUAUGUAAAUGUGUUCUGGGGGAUGAAACGCUCCAAACGCCGAGGUUUUCCCUUCACAUCACAGCCUUACUGUACAUUCAUCACCGUCUGUUCAGCCCUUAAUAAAACCUGUCAAAUUCUGCAGGAAAAAUCUGCAUUUUUACAAACGACUGACACUGAAAUAUUUGCAUCUUGGGUUUCCAGUUUCUUUCUGAAUGAUCAGUUCAUGUUUAGUGACCAUAUAAAACAGCUUUUCCCAGCUAAACAUAACCUGCAUGCUCACUGACUGGCAGAGAAAAAAAACCCUCUAAUUCUCAUUUCAAGAUAGAAAAUAUGUAUAUGUAUGAAGUUUUUUUUUUUGUUUUUUUUUUGAGGUUCUGUGCAAUUGAAAACCUAAAUAUUGAAUGUACUUUCCAUUGAUCCUGUGUAGCAUUUGAAACUGCUUAACUGUUCGGAUGGAGUUACUGUCGACUUUGCACUUUGUCUUCUGGUUCUGCAUGUGUGUCGAUGCAGCGCUGAGACACAUUUAAACAUGAGAGUGGAUUUUGUUUUUCCUGACCGUCCCUCUAGUUAAUAAAUAAACUGUUACAGUGA